UCCUGCUAGUGCACUCAAAAUGUCUAUUGGAUGUGAAAUUAAAUUUGACGAGAAUCCAUACGGUGUGUAUUUUCCGGGGCAAACACUUGCAGGAACAGUUGAGCUACGUCUGGCGGAGGUUACCAAGGUUAAAGGAGUCGCCCUGAAGAUCAGCGGCGUAGCGGAAGUCAAAUGGUCGGAAACCACGGGCACUGGCAAGACACGGCGAACCAUUUACUACCAUGGUCGGCAGGAUUACUUGCACUCUACCACAUAUCUGGCGGGAUCGAAGGAAGGAAACACACUCGAGCUGCUGCCUGGCAUACACACGUACCGAUUCUCCUGCGUGCUACCACCGAACUUAAUAACCUCACUAGAAGCUGACCAUGGACACGUACGAUAUACUGUGAAAGUUGUACUUGAGCGCUCAUGGAAGUUUGAAAAGUCUUACAAAGUCGCUUUCACGGUUCUUCGUCACGUAAACUUGAAUGAAGAAUUGUUCGAAAUCCGUUUUCCCUCGAAGAUGGAGAAAGCUAAGACAUUUUGUUGUGGUCCCUGUCGAUCCGAUCCUAUGCACAUAACAGCCGAAAUUCCCAUUUCCGGUUAUGUACCAGGGCAAACGAUAGCGGUGAAAAUAGACGUCAACAAUCAGAGCAGAAAGAACAUGGAUGAACUCUCCACUAAACUGGUGCAAAUAGUUUCCUUCAUCAGUCAAACACCACGCUGUCAAGUGAAAGCAGUUUCAUCCGUCAUAGCGGAGGCUCGUUGUGCCGGAGUGAACGGACAGAACAAACAGACCUACGAACAGCAUUUGUUGAUACCACCAAUGCCACCUACCAGCCGAAGUUGUCAGGUGUUGACAAUCAACUAUUGUGUCGAGGUCGAAGGCAAAAUUUCCGGCCUGGGCAUCAAUCCAAGAAUUCAGAUACCUGUAACAUUGGGAACGAUUCCUCUGUCGGUGAGAGCAAUACCAGCAUUUGGGAAUGCGAUGUUUACGACACCAGUGCUUCAUCAACCAACCUCAGCCGCUCCAGAAGGAACCGUUCCAAUUGAGCCCAGAAUUCCUGCAGAACUGCCACCACCAAGUUACGAAGAAGUUAUCAGUGCUAGUCAAACCGACAUCCAAGACGAGGGAGAAACUAAUGAAAUUGGAUGGAGAAACUACACGCCACGAUAUAUGGUUUAUCGAUUUGAAGGAUCACAGCCUGAGGGUGGUUCAGGAGCAUUAACCAGUGAAAAAUGAUUCAGAUGUCAAUAAUGGUAGCAGCUACCUAAACUUGUGGAUGUACUCAGGCCGGGAUUGCAUAUAAAUAUAAUAUCACUCAAUAAAUUCGUCCGAUGACUAAUAAAGAUUGAA
Molecule: messenger RNA, 1336 nt
Organism: Toxorhynchites rutilus septentrionalis
Lineage: Eukaryota; Metazoa; Arthropoda; Insecta; Diptera; Culicidae
Product: arrestin domain-containing protein 3-like
Exons: 3
Coding region: 20-1222 (400 amino acids)
Biological process (GO): protein transport
Cellular component (GO): cytoplasm
Source: RefSeq, a predicted model, not a curated record